This is a messenger RNA of Pochonia chlamydosporia 170, 2631 nucleotides long. Its product is annotated as SpaA. The record is from RefSeq and is a predicted model, not a curated record. The transcript is spliced from 3 exons. Gene Ontology annotation, cellular component: cell cortex of growing cell tip; actomyosin contractile ring. Gene Ontology annotation, molecular function: MAP kinase scaffold activity. The coding region runs from base 1 to 2631 and encodes 876 amino acids. NCBI's taxonomy places the organism in Eukaryota, Fungi, Ascomycota, Sordariomycetes, Hypocreales, Clavicipitaceae.
AUGAGCCCUGUUGGCCGCAAUGCGCCGCUAUCUCCUAUAUCUGUAGGCGGAAGCGAGUGGUCAUUAUCCAAGUAUCCUUCUCGCGAAGAAGGCGGUCCUUAUUCCCACAGUCGUGGUAACCUGGCGUCGCCCCCUAACUCGGGAGGCUCCAACGGCACCAUGAGUAUGAAUGGCUUCCCCUCUGCACCGCGAAGCACAGGAGGUCCCUCGCCACCGCCGUCAGUUGGUCGAUCGAGCACCGGUACAAACCUCUUCUCUGGAGGUAGCGAUGGCGGCCGCAAUAGCACACGAGGAGCUGAACUGGAUGAGUCGGUAUUGGGCGAGCAUUAUAUGGCCCUGAGGGCCUUCCUCAACGCCAGAGACAACAACGCACGACAACAACCGAACAAGGCACGCGAUAAACUACUACGGUUAUCACCGGUACAAUUUUACGAACUUAGCACAGAUGUAUUUGACGAGUUGAUGCGGCGCCAGGCAAUGGCCAGGGCCGGCGGCCCUAAUGCGCCCAACGGCCCUCCUCAGUACCUUUUGGCAGAAAAGACGUUCCAUCCCAAGAGAAACCAGGCACGCCAAAGACUCUCAUCCUUGGGCCCGCCACGAUUCCGAGAUCUUGCAGCUGAUGUUUACCACGAGCUGGAGAGACGUUUCCCAUCCUUUGUCGGGCGAGACAUUCCCCGAGGAGGUAGCUCCAUGUCGAUGCGUGGUGGCCCGAUGAAUCGAAAUGGGCCCCCUCCCAAUGGCAUGUAUCCUCCUAGAGGCCAAAGCCGUAUGCGAAGGCCUUCAGAUGCUAGUUCAAUUCGUGGAGCGCCUGCGGCUCCAGAUCUGUAUGGAAUCCCACCGUCUCCAAGCUUACCCAACGGCGAUUAUGGACGACCGAUGCAAAAGCAACUUAAUCAAAACAACACAAUAGUUCCAAACAAGAGCACCAUGCUGGAGGAAGACGAUGACGGCGGGGCAACAUCUGAAGCGGAUAAGAAGCUUAUGGAUGACUAUCAAGCCCAGAUACGAGAACUCCAAGAUAAAUUGGCCGACAUGGAGGAUUCUAUGAAGAAAAAGGAAGACGAGAUGAACGUUGCACUUGAUAGCGAACGCUCACGAGCCACGGCAACAAACUUGGAGAAGAAAGAGUGGGGAGACCUCAGACUGGAUCUCGAGAACAAACUUGCAGAGGCGCAGGAUUUGAAUAAGUCAAUGAAGUCGGAAUUGGAGCGCAUGCGAGCCGAACAGGAGCACCAGACGUCUGUUAAAUCAGAUUCUGUGGUACAGCGAGAAAACGACGAGCUGCGAGAAUCACUACGGCAGCAGGAGCAAGUAACCGAGGACGUUCGCCGGGAAGCACAAGAGUUCCUGCAAGAGAUGAGAGUGCUUUCGCAGCAAAGUGCGGCAACAUAUGACAAGCAGCUGGAGCUGGAAAAGACAAUCGAGGAAUUAGAACGCGAGGUACGAGACUGGCGAAAUCGAUACGCCCGCUCCAAGACCCAGCAGGGCGGUAUGCGGGCUUCAAUGCACGGCGUACCCCUAGAAUACGAUGCUGGUAAACAUAUAAGGGAGAAGGGGUUCAUGGAGGAUAACGGCGCCAUUAAAGAUGUCCAUGUGACUAAAUUCCAGAUCUCCAUUGACGAGCUGCUACGGACUGCACGCAAUGAGACACCUGACAAAGUGGUUGAUUCUAUGAAGAGGGUCGUUGUCAGUGUCCGUCGGAUUACGAAAGACUUGGACGAGUCCACGCCCCAGGAAGACGAUUUAAUUCAGAAACAGGGAAAACUGAAAGCCAGAGUCUCCUCGACCGCAAAUGGGCUCAUCACGGCAUCCAAGAACUUUGCAGCCGGAGCUGGUCUGUCUCCAGUGUCACUGUUGGAUGCAGCGGCGUCCAAUCUCACAGCCGCUAUUGUUGAGCUUCUCCGUGUGGCAAAGAUUCGGCCGAGCCCGCCUGGUGAACUUGAGGAUGACGACGAUGGAACUAUUACUCCAGUCGACUCUGCCAGUUUCUUUUCACCCCGAAGCACUACGCAAGCUUCUACUCAAGGGAGUCUGCCGCCACCACCACCGUUCCAGGGACUGGGCGGCGCAGGGGCUCGUGCAAGUGCUGAAUCAUCAGCGUACAGUCCAAUCAGCUCUCCAAGAGAAUCAGUUGACCCGUAUCCCACAAAUGGCCUGAAUGGCAUGAUGAUGAAUGGUGGAGGAUAUGCUGGGUUCGACAGGGGUCCCAAUGGAUAUCACGACAGUCGAGCCGACGACCUCAAGGUCUACUUGGAUGACCAAACAGCCCUCCUGGUUUCAGACAUACAAAAUCUUGUGAGCUGUGUUCGGAGCGAUGCGGACAUUCGGCAAAUCACGACUGAAAUUUUAUCCAUUAAUGCGAUUGUUGGCAAGAUCCUGGGCGAGACACAGACACAAGGCUAUGGCAACAUGGUCACCAGGCUAGAAGCUGCUCGCGACCGACUUAUGGAAGCGAAUGAAACUGGUCGAGGAUUGGCACAGCCCGGGAAUGGCGAUCAAGACGAGAGAUCAUGGCGAAUGUGGACACAAACGUUGCCUCCCAUUGCGUUUGAGAUUGCUCGCGAAACCAAGGAGCUUGUUCAAAGAAUUAGCGGGCUCACCUCAUCCAGAGGUGCCGAUGAGUUUUCCUGA